UAUAGCAAUAAUUCAUUCUUGAAAAAGAGAAUUUUUUUUUUAAAAAAUGGGUAAAGAUAUUGAGGUCGGAGCUGAGCACAGCGGCGGCAAGGACUACCAAGAUCCUCCGCCGGCGCCGCUGAUCGACGCGGAGGAGCUCGGCAAGUGGUCUUUCUACAGAGCCAUCAUCGCUGAAUUCGUGGCAACGCUCUUGUUCCUCUACGUCACCGUCCUCACCGUCAUCGGCUACAAGAGCCAGAGCGCCGCCGACCAGUGCGGCGGCGUCGGCAUCCUUGGCAUCGCAUGGGCCUUCGGCGGCAUGAUCUUCGUCCUCGUCUACUGCACCGCUGGCAUUUCCGGCGGUCACAUUAAUCCUGCGGUGACAUUCGGGCUUUUUCUGGCCCGAAAGGUGUCGUUGGUUCGGGCCGUGCUGUACAUGGUGGCGCAGUGCCUAGGCGCGGUGUGCGGGUGCGGGCUUGUGAAGGCGUUCCAGAAGGCAUACUACGUGAGAUACGGAGGCGGCGCGAAUGAGCUGGCAGACGGCUACAGCACCGGCACAGGAGUCGCGGCCGAGAUCAUCGGCACCUUUGUCCUCGUCUACACCGUCUUCGCCGCCACCGAUCCCAAGAGGAAUGCUAGAGACUCGCAUGUUCCGGUUUUGGCGCCACUUCCAAUUGGAUUUGCGGUGUUCAUGGUUCACUUAGCCACCAUCCCAAUCACGGGCACUGGCAUCAACCCGGCCCGAAGUUUUGGAGCCGCGGUCAUCUACGGCAAAGACAAAGCUUGGGAUGAUCAAUGGAUAUUCUGGGUCGGGCCCUUCGUUGGAGCAGCCAUCGCUGCAAUCUACCAUCAGUUCGUUCUUCGGGCCGGAGCCGCUUUUGGAUCUUUCAAGAGUUCUUAUUGAAAAUCAUUUUUUGGGGAGUUUGAAUAAAGAUUAUAAUACUCCAAGAUUUGAGAAGCAAUUGUAAAUUAAAUGUCUAUUAGUGUUGUGUUGGCAAAUGGGCCGUGUUUUGGCCCGAAUGGCGCUUUCGCUUUUCUUUUCUUUUUGCUCAGUUUCGGGCCUUUUUUUCUUCACCUCGAUGCCAUGAGUAUCAAAGUGAUAAUGUUGUUGUAAUGUAAAUGCGCUAUCCUCAAAUUAAGGUGUGA
Messenger RNA from Salvia splendens (bonfire salvia), 1125 nucleotides. RefSeq names its product aquaporin PIP2-5. Gene Ontology annotation, biological process: transmembrane transport. Bases 47 to 883 code for a protein of 278 amino acids. The record is from RefSeq and is a predicted model, not a curated record. Gene Ontology annotation, molecular function: channel activity. Gene Ontology annotation, cellular component: membrane. The transcript has 4 exons. Lineage: Eukaryota; Viridiplantae; Streptophyta; Magnoliopsida; Lamiales; Lamiaceae.